Molecule: messenger RNA, 9855 nt
Organism: Numida meleagris (helmeted guineafowl)
Lineage: Eukaryota; Metazoa; Chordata; Aves; Galliformes; Numididae
Gene: BCR
Product: BCR, RhoGEF and GTPase activating protein
Exons: 23
Coding region: 1727-5782 (1351 amino acids)
Biological process (GO): intracellular signal transduction; positive regulation of GTPase activity; protein phosphorylation
Cellular component (GO): membrane
Molecular function (GO): guanyl-nucleotide exchange factor activity; GTPase activator activity; protein serine/threonine kinase activity
Source: RefSeq, a predicted model, not a curated record
GCUUCUCAUUGUUAAGGAAUUAUACUAGUUAUUGCUGGGGCUAUAUUCCACCAUCUUUUUCUUGUAAAAUAUGUGAGAAAAGAGACACGUCAUUGUGGUGGUUUGUCCCACAUCAGACAUAAAAGGAGCAGGCUUAUGAGGGAUAUCGAGAUGUGCAAUGUUUCACUUUUCUCCUCAUCCAAAAGGAAGUGUGGUAAUAAACAUACCUGUCAUUCCACUUUUUCAGGGGCUGACUUAGUAUGUGGGAAGGGCUCAAGCAAGGCUAUGUGCCACGGUUUGAGAAGCAGUAGUAUAGUAAGCAGCCAAACUUCUGUUCACAGCUCACCACCCUUCACCCAGAGCUGGAGAGCUGCGCUCCAAAUUGUUUUGGCUGGCGUAAUAUACAGGGCAGAAGUGAGACUCAUGAUGGAACAAACCCGGCUUGGUUCCCAACAUCGUAGCGAUUUUGAGUACCGGCUUGUCAUUUAUUAGUGUACCUGAUGGUGAAGGAAGGCCUGAGUGAAUGAAACGCCUACUAAUUAACAGCAUUUGCAGUUGCGGGGGCAAACGUGAGCUUUGAAGGUGAGCUGCACCUGUGCCCGAGGGGAGUGCUGCCCUGAGCACGAAGCAGAGCGCGGAGCCGCGCUGCUGUUUAUACACGGUACGCGAGGGCGUGGACGUAGGGGCGGUGCGCGUGCACACAGGGACGUGCCUUGGCCAGGCUUAGGUCUGCUCGCGCCCGUCUCUGGUGGUGGUCGGGUCCGUGGCCGCGAGCGCUAGCGGACGGGCAUGUACACGGUGUGCAAAUCCGUGCCUUUGUCUCCCCGGCGGCCGCCUCCGAGUGCCCCGGCGGGAACGGCUCCGGGCCGGCUCCCCCAAGCCCGGCUGGGUCCCACGGGCACGGCCUCCCUUCCGCCGGCCGGGGCUGCCCCUUUAAGAGAGGCCCCAGCGCCGUGUCAAUCGCCGCGCCCGGCUCCUUCCCUCUCCUCCCCUUCCGCAGCGCUGCGAUUCGGGGUGCCGCCGCCAGAGCCGGGCCGCGCGAUGGGUAGCCGCGGGCAGCCGCCGGAGCCGCGCGGCCAACCGCAGCCACAGCCGCGUCGAGGAGGCGGCCGCGGGGCCGCGGGGCGCCCGGACACCGAGGGGUAGCGGCACGGCCCGCGGCGGGACGCGGCGACGCUCCGGAGAGCGUGUGCGCCCGGAGGACAGCACAAUAGCCGGGAGGAGGAGACAGGGAAAGGGGCAGGGGGAAAGGAGGAGAGAGAAAGAGAAAGCACAACACGGGGGCUGGCAAAGGGAGGACGGAGUGGAGGGCUCCCGAGCGCGGCAGCGCUGAGGACCGUGGCCGGGACGGCGGCGGCGGGAGGUGGGUGGAUGGGUGGGGGGCGAUAUUUACCUUUCCUCCCCCGCCCCGAGCCUGCUCCUUUGUCCACCCCCCUUUGAAGUGCUAUGGAGUCGCCGGGGUGGGAGCAUUGUUGUUCGCUAGCAAAAGAUUAGUUAUGAGGGGGGGAGAGUAGCGAGCGUACGGGGGGCUGGGGACGGCGAGAGGUGGAAGAGACGACGAGGAGAGAUUGUUCCGAGGAUCGCCGUUUGCCUCCCCGUUUCUCUGCAUGGACCGUGAAAGAAACGCGUUGAGUUGACCCCGUCGGAGCUGUUUCUGCUUCUACAUGUGAGAUCCGGUUGGUUUAUUCUCUCCACCUAUUUCUCUCCAGCUUCCUUCCCUUAUUCUUUACUUACUCCUGUAUGCAAAAUGGUGGACCCUGUGGGGUUUGUAGAGGCUUGGAAAGCGCAAUUUGCAGACUCUGAGCCUCCUAAAAUGGAGCUGAAAUCUGUGGGAGACAUUGAACAGGAGCUGGAGAUGUGCAAAGCAUCUAUCCGGAGACUGGAGAUGGAGGUCAACAAGGAGAGGUUCCGCAUGAUUUACCUGCAGACCCUUCUGGCAAAGGAGAAAAAAAGCUAUGAUAGACAGAGAUGGGGCUUUAAACGUGCUUCAGUGUUGCCUGAAGGGAGUGCCGAGCAGCAGAUCCAAGACCUGCCUCAUCACCAGUCUGCUGACCAAGAUGAACAUGAAAAAAGCAAGUCACACCACGGGGAGGAAAAGUUCAAACCCAGGAUACCUUCUCUGCGGAAGCUGUCUACCCAGAGCGAUGGGUCAGACCUGUCACCUUUGGACAGUCCCCAUCACGGAGAGGGAGAACAGGACAGGUGUAAGUACUAUGGCGAGGAGAAACUGAAGAGAGUUGUAGAAGAUACAGAAAGUCGCUGCGAUACAGAUGGAUCUCCUUCCAAACACAGAUCAUCUUCCUCUCGCAGGCCAGUGGGAUCUGCUGAGAAGGAGGGAUUGUUUGAACCUAUUUCGAAGGACAGGGGGAACAGCACCAGUGUGGCAGCCCUAAGGUCCAAUUUUGAGAGGAUAAAAAAGGGCAAUUCACAUCAUUCUGGAGAUAACAAGGAUGUUGUUGAAAAACCCUUUUAUGUAAAUAUGGAGUAUCAUCAUGAGAAGGGUCUAGUGAAGGUCAACGAUAAAGAUGUUUCUGAUAAAAUAAGCUCUCUUGGUAGUCAAGCCAUGCAAAUGGAACGCAAAAAGUCCUUACACUCCCUUCCUUCAAACAUGGUACCCAGCUUCAACGAAUUCCAGAGGCCUGCUUACAGGGGAAGGUCCUCAGAAAGCAGUUUUGGCUAUGAUGGAGAGUACGAAGAUGCUGAACUGAACCCCAGGUUUCUCAAAGAUAAUCUUAUAAAUGCCAAUGGUAGCAAUCGCUCACCUUGGCAGCCCAUGGACUUUCAACCUUAUCAAAGUAUCUAUGUUGGUGGAAUGAUGGGGGAAGCAGAAGGAAAAGGACCUAUUCUGAGAAAUCAGGGCACAACGGACCAGGAGAAACAUCUCACUUGGCCCAGGAGAUCUUAUUCCCCCAGGAGUUUUGAAGACAUUGGAGGAGGGUAUACUCCUGAUUGUAGCUCUAAUGAGAACCUUACCUCCAGUGAGGAAGAUUUCUCUUCAGGUCAGUCCAGCCAUGUCUCCCCCAGUCCCACCACUUACCGCAUGUAUCGGGAUAAAAGCCGUUCUCCCUCUCAGAACUCUCAGCAGUCCUUUGACAGUAGCAGUCCACCAACUCCCCAGUCUCAGAAACGGCACAGGCAGCAGCAGGUCAUUGUAUCUGAGGCUACUAUUGUGGGCGUACGAAAAACGGGACAGAUCUGGCCAAGUGAUGGAGAUUUGCCUUCUGGGAGAUGCCACCAAGACAGCCUCUUCCAUGGAGAUGCAGAUGCUUCAUUCAGUGGCACACCACCUAGCUAUGCGUAUGAUGCAGACCGUGCUGAAGAACAGAGGCGGCAUCAUGAUAUGAUGCCCUAUAUCGAUGACUCGCCAUCAUCUUCCCCCCAUCUCAGUUCCAAGAGUCGAGGCAGCCGAGACACCCUAUCUUCAGGAUCUCUGGAAUCUACAAAAUCAAGUGAGCCAGAUCUGGAGAAGGGCUUGGAGAUGAGGAAAUGGGUCCUGUCAGGAAUCCUGGCCAGUGAGGAAACCUACCUGAGCCACCUGGAGGCUCUGCUGCUGCCUAUGAAGCCUUUGAAAGCAGCUGCCACCACCUCUCAGCCUGUGCUGACUAGUCAACAGAUUGAGACAAUAUUCUUCAAAGUGCCUGAGCUCUACGAGAUCCACAAAGAAUUCUAUGAUGGACUUUUUCCCCGAGUGCAGCAGUGGAGUCACCAGCAACGUGUAGGAGACCUCUUCCAAAAGCUGGCCAGCCAGCUGGGAGUGUACCGGGCCUUUGUGGAUAACUAUGAAGUUGCUAUGGAGACAGCAGAGAAAUGCUGCCAAGCCAAUGCUCAGUUUGCUGAAAUCUCUGAGAAUCUAAAGGCUAGAAGCACAAAGGAAUCUAAAGAUCAGACGACGAAAAAUUCCUUGGAAACUCUGCUAUACAAGCCAGUGGAUCGAGUGACUCGCAGCACACUUGUACUGCAUGAUUUGCUCAAGCACACUCCAGUGAGCCACCCUGAUCAUCCACUCCUGCAGGAUGCCCUGCGGAUCUCACAGAACUUCCUUUCCAGCAUCAAUGAGGAGAUCACUCCUCGUCGGCAGUCCAUGACUGUAAAGAAGGGGGAGCACCGGCAGCUCCUGAAGGACAGUUUCAUGGUGGAGCUUGUUGAGGGGGCUCGCAAACUACGUCACGUCUUUCUUUUUACUGAUCUGUUCCUGUGUGCCAAGCUCAAGAAGCAGAUUGGAGGAAAAAGCCAGCAGUAUGACUGCAAAUGGUACAUCCCACUCACUGACCUCAGUUUCCAAAUGGUGGAUGAGUCCGAGGCGGUGCCCAACAUCCCACUGGUACCUGAUGAGGAGCUGGAUGCCAUGAAGAUCAAGAUAUCCCAGAUCAAGAACGAUAUCCAGCGUGAAAAGAGGGCCAAUAAGGGCAGCAAGGUCAUUGAGAGGUUGAAAAAGAAGCUCUCAGAACAGGAAUCACUCCUGCUGCUGAUGUCUCCCAACAUGGCUUUCCGGGUGCACAAUCGCAAUGGCAAGAGUUACACGUUCCUCAUUUCAUCGGACUAUGAAAGGGCAGAGUGGAGGGAGAACAUCCGGGAGCAGCAGAAGAAAUGCUUUAAAAGCUUUUCACUCACAUCAGUGGAGCUCCAGAUGCUGACAAACUCCUGUGUGAAACUCCAGACAGUCCACAACAUUCCCCUCACUAUCAAUAAAGAAGAUGACGAAUCUCCAGGUCUCUAUGGAUUCCUGAAUGUCAUUGUCCACUCUGCCACAGGAUUCAAGCAAAGCUCAAAUUUGUAUUGCACAUUAGAGGUCGAUUCCUUUGGGUAUUUCGUGAACAAGGCUAAAACCAGAGUGUACAGAGACACCACGGAACCCAACUGGAAUGAGGAGUUUGAGAUUGAGUUGGAAGGCUCACAAACUCUGCGGAUUUUGUGCUAUGAAAAGUGCUACAACAAAAUGAAGCUCACCAAAGAGGAUGGAGAGAGCACAGAUCGCAUAAUGGGAAAAGGACAGAUCCAGCUGGACCCGCAGACGCUACAGGACAAAGACUGGCAACGCACAGUCAUCUCAAUGAAUGGAGUCGAAGUGAAGCUGUCGGUGAAGUUUACCAGUCGGGAGUUCAGCCUGAAAAGGAUGCCGUCACGGAAACAGACGGGGGUCUUUGGGGUCAAGAUCGCUAUUGUCACCAAGAGGGAGAGAUCAAAGGUGCCUUACAUAGUGCGCCAGUGCGUGGAGGAGAUAGAACGCCGUGGAAUGGAGGAGGUGGGCAUCUACCGUGUCUCUGGGGUCGCAACUGAUAUCCAGGCUUUGAAGGCUGCCUUUGAUGUCAAUAACAAAGAUGUGUCAGUGAUGAUGAGCGAGAUGGAUGUUAAUGCUAUUGCAGGCACACUGAAGCUAUACUUCCGAGAGCUGCCUGAGCCUCUCUUUACAGAUGAACUAUAUCCCAACUUUGCUGAGGGCAUUGCACUUUCAGAUCCCGUUGCAAAGGAAAGCUGUAUGUUGAAUCUAUUGUUAUCGCUUCCGGAACCCAACCUUGUGACAUUCCUUUUCCUUUUGGACCAUUUAAAAAGGGUUGCUGAGAGGGAAAGCAUUAACAAGAUGUCCCUGCAUAAUCUUGCAACUGUCUUUGGACCAACGUUGCUCAGACCUUCAGAGAAGGACAGUAAAAUCCCUGCCAACCCAACCCAGCCUAUAACAAUGACUGAUAGCUGGUCACUAGAAGUCAUGUCCCAGGUUCAAGUCCUUCUGUACUUCUUGCAGCUAGAGACCAUCCCUACCCCAGACAGCAAGAGGCAAAGCAUUCUCUUUUCCACAGAGGUGUAGAUGUUUGUGAUGCCAACAGGACUCAAAAAAAAAAAAAAAAAAAAAACAACCUGUUCUUGGCAUAAAUCUGCCACUCUUGAAAAAAGGAAGACUGGUGUUUCUUCAGACAUUUCUGGCCUGUUCCUGUUCUGGGGAAUUAUGGCCCUCAGUGCUUCUGCUGUUUGUUAACCAGUGGCAAGCUGAAGAGAAAGUAGAAAAAUACCUACUUCUGAUCAGUAGAAUGAGAAAGAAUUGGAGAUGGAGCUGUGCGGAAUCUCCACUAGAAGGAGCAAUAGACACUUGAACAAAUGCACCACAAAGUGUGGCUGUUAUUCUUGUUGGGAAUGUGAUGGAAGGUAUUCCUCAUUAUAUGGAGUUAUCAUAAAGAAACUUCAAGAUUUCUCAUGGACCACUCGAUAGGAUACCCUAUUUUGGGUGAGAGGGAGUUAAAGGAUCUAUCACAAUUGUGUCUUUAAUAACUGCUGUUUUUAAAGUACUAUUCUAGGCCACAAAAAUAGCAUUGCUUUGCAAGAAGAGGAAAGAAGGGAAGGGUCUGGGAUCUAAGAUACGCUCCUCAGCAAUGAAGUCCUGAUUUGAACAGGGUUCUAAAGAAGUGAAACAGUUUUGCAUACAACUCAAACUUUUUUAUUUGUCUCACCCACCUCUUCUCCUGCAAAUGUUUGUACAAGCUCUAGGGAAGGAGAUGCCGUGCUCUUGCCUAUGUUGCACUUCUGAUGGUGUGGAUUUUUUGGGGGUUGGGGAUGUUAAAGGGCCCAGACUCAAUGAUUUUUUCACUAUAAAUAAAUACACCAAAUUAAAGAGAGGCAGGGACAAUUUGAGUCAGUGCUUUGUGAUUCAUUGUUUGUUUGCAUACAAAAGCAGGAGCAAUAUUAUCCAGAGAGGAUUGCUAAAUUCCUUAGACUCUGCCAAACGUAAUGAAAAUUAAUUGGGAAGUCUGUUAAUUCCCAACACUCCAAAGAAAAGAUGUUAACACUGCAAAAAUAAUUGAAGCAUUUGUGGUCAAAACAAAUCAUUAGUGGUUAUCAGGUUGCCUGGCUGCUUACUCCUAUCAGAACAUCUUUUUAAUAUAUAUAUAUACUUGAAUUUUGGAGGCUUUGUACGUGCAUUGCUUCUACGAGUCUUUUUCUGAUAGAUGCUUUGAUAAGUAUGUCAGAAUGUACUUCAUGGACGGCCUAGCCAGUAGCAUGCAUGUGUACUCUUCAGACAUCUCAGGCCUGUUGGAAGUCAGAGCAGUUUCUGUGGAACUACACGGAGCAGUACAGCGGCUCUCGCUCAAUACUAGGUUCGUAUCUUCCUGCCUAAUUUGGUCAAAGCCACGGGGGUUACACAGCUGUAAAGGACAGCAGUGUUUGCCUGGAGAACUGAGAGCAUAAUCUAAUUGCUGGGAUCCAGAGCAGUGUUCUGGCUAUGAAGCAGUUGUGCCAAACACCCUAGGAGAGGUGGGAAUUACUCCAUUUUCAUUAAUUACUCCAGCCCCCUUGACUUCCUGUCCAGUUAUGCAGCAUCCAUUUGGUGGCAGCCAUCCAUCGUCCUGGCAAGAAGAGAAGUGCAGCAUGAAGACAAGGGGAGGAAUCAGCACGGGGAAAGGGAGGGAGGGGCAGAUCUCGAUUGGUAUAGUUGGGUUGUCAGCACCAUUUAAGGAGAAACACCACAAAGAAAGCAACCCUCGUGAUGCUGAAUUUUAUGUUUUCUGAUGAGUGAUCUGCAAUCUCUCAGUUACAAAACUAUAUAUAAAAAACACUGACAAAGGAGUCUUUCAAACGAACAGAGAGAAAAAAAUAACGGAAGGGAAAUGAUUUUGUAGUCAAUGUAAUUUUGACUGCUGCAUAAUAUUAGAAAAUAUUGUACUGUGAAGUUACAAAUUCAAAAAGGAAAAAAAUAGAAAUUCCAAUUUUGUGAGUAUAUCAACAUUUUGCAUGCUAUGUAAGGAUCCUUAUAGGAAUUUAAUAUUGCUUAGUAUCCCUCCCUUCUUAGGUCUGGGAGCAAACCUCUUUGUAAUGUAAUGUACAACUAGAAAUUCCUUCUCUCUUAUAUGUAUUUCCAUUACAUUCCGACUUCUGAAUCUGGAAAACAGAAAAGAUGUUUAUAGUAGGAGGUGCUUUUGGGGGGAGGGAGGGAACGAAGGCAAGAAAACUUGAAGGCUUAGCAUUUUUUUUUAUAUUUAUUUCUGCCUUUUUUGAAGGUAAAAAUUAGUCACAAUCUUGAAAAAUUUCGACUCAAGUCAGGCAGACCAGUAAACCACACUCUGUGGUUUUGGCUUUAUGCAUUUGUUCUCACUUUUACAUAGCGGUUCCAUAACAAUCCUUUUCCUGCUAGCUGCACACCUACCCAUUCCAAGCUGUCGUGUGGUGUAUCUGAGGCAGCAGCCCUGCUGCUGACUUCAUUUGGAAGGAAAAAAGCCCGACAAAGCAACCCAAACUACAGCGGGUGGUUGGGUGAUGCAGCCUUUUCUUUUCGGUGUUCAGAAUCUGUGGCUGCUCUUGGCAGUGUUGAAACUGGAAAGCAAUACCAUAAUGACUGUGCCAAUUUACUUUACCCAACUUUUUUAUUUUUAUUUAUAUAGGAAAUUAAUAUUAAUGUUAAGUUACUGAUGUAUGGUAUGUAACUAUGAGAAAAUGGCUUUUGCUUUGGUUACUGUUACAGGUUGUUGCUUUAGUCUCUCAAUUACAAUGCUCAGUUCUAAUGUAAUGUAAUCUAACAUGCAGGCAUGUGGAUCAGGGAAAAAAAAGGUAAUUUAACGUAACCCAUUAAUUAUUUCUUUGAGUAUGUUUUCCCCAAAGCUGGUAAUUUUGGGCUGGAAAAGAUAGCAGAUGUUUCUGCUAACGAUGAAAUCAUGGACUGAUUUGAAAUAUGAGAAUUGAUUUCUUGAAUUUCUGUUAAUUUUGCAAUUUAAGUUUUUCUUCAAAUAGACUUAUGUUUUCAGAAAUUAAGCAUUUCCAGAAGGCUUUUAUUUGCUUUUCCAAGGGAUGUUGUUGUGGGUGUGGGUUUUCUUUAAACUUUGUUGUGUUUUUAAUAAGCCUUAUCACACUUAAAACAUAAAGGGACUUGCAAAGCGGGGCUUUAGAGAAGCUCUUCUGAUUUCUACACUUAACAAUCCCCUGUGAGCUGUGUCAGAAAGCCUAAGUUUUCCAUUUGCUGUAAGAAAAGGUACAACAUAAACAACGUAAGAGCAAAUUAGCAAAAAAUUACCCUUUAGAACUGCACUGGGAGUUUCUAUUCUUCCUGUUUCUAGUGUAUGGGAAAGACAUUUCUAAACAAGUAGCUUUCAGCUACGUCCAUCUAAAACAUUAAAAGCUUCAGCAGAAAUAUUUCAGGUCAUCAGGACAGACUGUAUCUCCAGUUUAAGAAGAGAAAGAAGCAUAAGUUUCUUGGCAUUUAGAAACUAUUCAGAAAUUCUCAUGGAUUUUUUUUUUUUAACACUGAUUAGGUUUUUAAUUUUUUUAAAAAAAGUAAAGCAAAAUAAGGGAAAAGGUUUUAAUGAUGGGCAAGAAAUAACCAUUACUAGAUCGUUCUCAGCUUUGUUUUGUGUGUGCUUUUUAUGGGAGGAGACUGAAAUUAAACUGAAACCCAUCUGUUGAAAUGCUGCUGGUGUUCUUUAUUCUUGCACAAUUUUAAACAAGUUGAGGUAGUAGCCAAGCUAUUUCAGGCUGUAUUUUAAUGCUGCUAUUUUUUAAUGUAUCAGCUAAGGGCAAAAUACAGCUGUGCAUUGACUUUAUUUGCUGAUGCCAACUGCCUGCCUUGAUUCUGACCUUGGGUUGCUAAUGUUAAGGCACUCAGCACGCAGAUGAAGCAAAACUGCAGCACGUUGUGUUGGCCACGAGGUGGUGGAACCACAGAGCAUGUUGAUGGGAGCUGCAGGAUUUUGACAGCUUGUUCAUUUUGCCUGUUUGAAAUUGUGCUUUACCAUGGAGUUAGUUUUGUACGAGUUUAUUUAAACGGAUGUACUGUUCUGUAAAGCAUACAUGGGUCUUUAAGUUUCCCUGUCACCCACUGUAACACUGGAAGGCAUGACAACUCGUUCAUUUAUCUUAAUGUACCGUUCUUUGAAGUACGUAUAAAAUGUAAAUUGACCA